GCUCCUCAUAAAGUUAAUAAUCAAGACACAUGCUGAUGUUUGGAAGAUCCAAUGCCAAAAAGUACUAGACGGAUUGCUCAAAGAUGUAAUGAAAGCGUACGAUGCGAAGAAAGAACAGGAAACGGAGCAGGCUCCAGAAAAUGACCCAAAUUGCAAUGGCUUUUGUGAGGAAAGGAGAGGCCGAAAACAAACGAGGUCAUAUUCGAGUGGUGUCCUUAACAGGCCUCCAUUGACAGCGACAAGAAAGGGCUCUCAGAUGGAUAACGAGGAUGAAGAAGUUAUUCUUUUUAAGGGCAGAGGGGCUCGAAGGAUGACAAUUUAGGCACUAUUUCGAUGACGAGCUUUCAAUAUUUUCUGCAUGAUCUUGUAGCAAUUGUAGCCUUGAAUUGUAAUAGGGAGC
Molecule: messenger RNA, 400 nt
Organism: Xylona heveae TC161
Lineage: Eukaryota; Fungi; Ascomycota; Xylonomycetes; Xylonales; Xylonaceae
Exons: 1
Coding region: 89-322 (77 amino acids)
Source: RefSeq, a predicted model, not a curated record